Messenger RNA from Boleophthalmus pectinirostris (great blue-spotted mudskipper), 27749 nucleotides. RefSeq names its product spectrin repeat containing, nuclear envelope 1a (gene syne1a). The transcript has 145 exons. The coding region runs from base 327 to 26672 and encodes 8781 amino acids. The record is from RefSeq and is a predicted model, not a curated record. NCBI's taxonomy places the organism in Eukaryota, Metazoa, Chordata, Actinopteri, Gobiiformes, Gobiidae. Gene Ontology annotation, molecular function: protein binding. Gene Ontology annotation, cellular component: membrane.
UGUGGACCAGGAAGCAGUGAGAUCAGACUCAGGAGCAGGAGGGGCUGAUUCACACAAAUGUCCUCCCACAUACACACACACAGAUAAACGCACUUACCUCAUUGCCAGGGGAGGAGCUGUGAGUGCAGACCGCUACAGACUGCAACAGGGAUGACUUGAGAAACACAACAACAACAUGGACAUAGUCACUUGUACCACCAGCUCAUGUAACAGCUAGUGCUACCUGUGAAUAGAUUAAAUGGAUGCAGAUUUGAAGAUGGGAGCACUGCGGAUUUGAUGUACUGGAGUUUGGACGUGACUUUGUUGACCUCUGUCUGGACAUCGUCAUGGCAUCUCCAAGACACUAUGGUCACUCUCCCCGGCACAUUGCCAAUGUAAUGCAGAGGCUUCAAGAUGAGCAAGAGGCAGUGCAGAAGAGGACUUUCACUAAAUGGAUCAAUUCCCACUUGGCAAAGUGUGUGCCCCCACUGGUGGUAUCAGACCUGUUUGAGGACAUUAAGGAUGGGGUGAUGCUGUUGGCUCUGUUGGAAGUGCUUUCGGGACAGAAACUGCCAUGUGAGAGGGGCAAGAAACUCAAAAGGAUCCAUUGGGUCGCCAACAUCGGCACUGCGCUCAAAUUUCUGGAGGGGAGGAAGAUCAAACUUGUCAACAUCAACUCCACAGACAUAGUAGACGGAAGACCAGCCAUUGUUCUGGGAUUGGUGUGGACAAUCAUCCUCUAUUUUCAGAUUGAAGAGUUAACCAGCAGUUUACCAGCACUUCAAGCCCAGUCCAGCAGCACUUCCUCACUGGACAGUUCAGCCAGCAGCACUGAGACCACCAGCCCACCUGUCAAGAAGAAGCCCCUCCCACCUCCACAGGGUGGGGCAAGGAAGGCUCUUUUAAAAUGGGUCCAACAAACAGCUACAAAGCGAAUGGGUAUUGAUGUACGAGACUUUGGCCCGAGUUGGCGGACAGGUCUAGCCUUCUUUGCAAUGAUCCAUUACCUUCGACCAAAUCUUGUCGACAUCGAGCAAGCUUGGGGGAGACCCAACCGAGAAAACCUGCAGGAGGCCUUUUCGUUGGCAGAAAAAGAGCUGGGCAUUCCUCAGCUGCUUGACCCAGAAGAUGUUGAUGUGGACAAGCCAGAUGAGAAAUCUAUCAUGACAUAUGUUGCCCAGUUUUUGAAACAUCAUCCCAAACAGAGCGAUCCAGGAAGCACACAUGAGGAUGAGAGAGAGCAGCGCAAGAGCCUGAGGGAGCUCAAAAUGUGGCUCGACCAGCUGGAUAGAGACGCCAUGCAGGCCCAGGAGACGGAGGCCAAUCUCGCCCUGCAAUACCAAUUAUUCAAGAGUUUGCGUGUCCAGUUGGAGAUGAAGAGAAAGCAGGUGGAGAGUGCUCUGCAGUCCACUCAAAAAGAUGGGAUGCUCACAGUGGAUCAAGCUUUGGUCAAGCAGGCCUGGGAAAAGGUGUCCAAUAGGUUGCUGGAUUGGCACUUGAAGCUGGACCGGUCCCUCCCGGCCCCUCUGGACCAGGUGGGCUCUUGGCUUCACCAGGCUGAAGGAGCCCUGAGACAGGAGGUCAUUAUGCAGCAGGCACAUGAGCAGACAGCUAACAUUAUCCACCGGGCUCUGGAGCAGCACAAGGAUGUGCUGAGGAGCCUGGAGAGUCACAGACAUGUCCUCCAGAGGAUCCAUAAAGACAGAAGUGUGGGCGGAAUACCAGUGCCCCCUGACCAGCUACAAGACAUGGCUGAAAGGAUGAACUUUGUUUGCACAUCGUCAAGUGUCCACUUGGCCAAGAUGGAGUUUUUGGAAAACCAGCACCAUAUGCAAGCCUUCCUCAGUCUGGCUGAGUCUAGACUGAAGUCUUGGAUCAUCAAAUAUGGUUGUCAAGAGUCUGUAGAGCUCAUGCUCCACAAUUAUAAAUUGUUUGUUGAAAAGCAGAGGUUCUUUGACAACUAUGAAGCAUUGUUCCAGUCCCUUAAACGUUCUGGUGAGGCAUACGUCACUGCUGAUAGUUCAGUGGAAGAGGGAGAGCUUGGGGUGCGACGUUUUAUCCGUGAGGUAGUAACCCAGUGGAGGAGUCUGUCUAUGGAGGUGCGCAGUGUGAGGAGCAUGCUGGAGGAGGUGCUGUCCAACUGGGAGAGGUACAACUCCACUGUGGUCGCGCUACAGGCCUGGCUAGAUGAGGCUGAGGCUGCCCUUAGCCAACCAGAAAACAUUAAACGGGAGUUUUUCAAGAAUCUCAGCCACUGGAUGGAUCAGCACUCGGCUAUGAACGACGCAGGAAAUUUUCUGAUUGAAACAUGUGAUGAGACAGUAUCUCUCGAUCUGAAGCAACAGCUAUUACUAAUGAAUGGGCGCUGGAGGGACAUUUUUCUCAAAGUCAAACAAUAUGCUCAUGCUGAUGAACUGGAAAAGUACCGAAAGGAUCAUGUAAAGGCCAUUUCAGCUCUGAAGGAACUUCUAGACACAGCAGAAACCAAAAUUAAUUCUCCAGUUAAUGUGUCUUUCCUGAAUGUGAGAGCGUUUCUGCAAGAUGUGGAGGAAACAAAGCAAAAGGUCGUAGCCAUGGAAACUCAAUACAAACUGGCCGCCCGCAGUGCUCAGCUACUCACGAAAGACGCGCCACAGGAUGAAGCAGCUCGGGUCCUGGCUACUAUGGCCACAGCCAAAAGUCAGCUAAGUAAGGUGAGAGAGCGCUGUCCCUCCCUUGUGAGAGAGUGCAAUGUCCUUCUGCCUCUUUUGGAGGAAAUGGAGAAACACAUCAGUGCCUUUUACCAGGCCCUGGAGCGAGCGAGCUGCAUCACGUCAGCGGAGAGAGAGACAGAGCCACAGAGCCAAACUCAACACGCACACAAGUGGCAGGAAUUGCUAAACCAGCAGCAAAGUUGUAAGCGUUGCCUUUCAGUGAUAGAAAAAAACAACCACAGCCUGCAGAGGGCGAUCUCCACAAGCAAGGUGCUCAAAAACUUGAACAUGUCGAUGCUGCAGAAGAGAGUGUCCGAGAUCCAGGCUUCAGCUCAGACCUUGCUCAAGGAGAUUGGGGACUGGAGAAGGCAGGAGGAGGCCAACAACAGCCUGAGAAGGAGGUUUGAAGAUUCCCGUCAGGAGCUGGAGAGAAUAUUGAAAAAAUCUCAGAGUUGUCUAAGGGAGACUGGAGACGCAGAGGACCUGCUGAAAAAACACACAGAGAUAUUCAGCCAGUGUGACCAGCGAGUUUUGAAUGUCUUCCUGAAAGCGUGUGACGAGCUGACUGACAUCCUGCCAGAGGAGGAGCAACAGAAACUACAGGAAACUGUUAGGACUCUACACAAACACUGGAAGGAAGUCCAAAGUGAGUUACCUACCCACCUUGUCCGCCUCAAAGUGGAAAUUGAGCAAAAUCGCGUGGCUUCCAUCCUCCAGGACUGCCGGGUCGAGCUGGACAGAGAAGUGCAUGCUCUGUCUGGGACCUGCACCAGUGAGCGAUUGAUCAAAGAGCACAGGACUUUCUUCAGGGAACGCAAACCUCUGACUUUGUGCGAGAAGAGGAUUAGAAACAUGGAGGAUCUCUGUCAGAAACUGCCCGACAAUGAUGUUGCUUAUCGGGUACUUGACUCCACCAGGGGCGCAGUGGAAGAGGUUACAGGGAUGAUCAAGAGCACCUACCUCAAAUUAGAGCAGCACCCAGAUAAAUGGAAAGACUGGAAUGAGAGGUUUUGUGAACUUUCUGAUUGGGUAUCUUCUCAAAGGAGGCAUAUCAGGUUUCUGAAAGAAUCUGCAAGAAAUUCUAGUGAUCAUGAGCAAGUUGAAUCUGCUGUACAAGAGCUACAAGAAGCAAUAGAAGCUCAGGAGGAAUGUAUUUUGUGGCUGAAGACUCGACUGUCUGGGCUGUCUGAAGUUAGUUCUGAACAAGAAGUUCAGAGACAGAGGGUGUCCCUGGACAAACUCUCCUCAGAUCUACGUGCUCUGUUUUCUUCUCUCUGUCAGUGGGAUGAGGAGGAGGGCUCAAUUAUACUGGAGUCUGGUGAGCUCAAAGAGGAGUUGCAUAGAGCUCUUGAAGAGAUGUUGAAAUUACAAAGGGAGGCUGAGGAUCUGAGCAGCAGACUCCUGGAUGCGGAAGACCUGGAAGAGGCCAAACAAAUAUAUCUCAUUCACCAGCAACACAUGAAACGCCUGUACUCAAACCGCAGAGAGGCAGAGCUCUUGUUGCCCCAUUGUCACCAGCUGCGUAAAGAACAGGGCCUGAGUGCAUCUGUGUCAGAGCUGGAGAAAACGAUCAGAGAUGUGGACAGUCGCUCGGAGGCAGAGCAGCAUGACCUGCAGGCUACACUCAGCUCCUGGCAAACAUUUGAAUCUGAAAGAGAAAUUAUUUGGGGGUUCAUCAGCCACACCAGCAAUGACUUUCACAAAGAGCUCAUUUUCAACAGCCUCGACAGUCUGAGAUCUGAGCUCGAGCAUAACAAGGAGCUGUGUGCCGAAGCGGAGGAGUUUUCUGUUCGAGCGGAUCUACUUUUAGAGAAGGCCGCAGAUUUGCAUUUGAGUGCCAAAACGCAAACUCUUCUUCUUAAACAGGCUCAGGCCACAAGGGAGGAGGCUGCACAACUACAAGACCACCUCAAUAAAAUUAUUUCCCAGCUGGAGAUGAUGUGUUUGUGGUGGCAGCGCUUUAGCAAUGAGUCUAAAGCUUUUUCUGAUUGGAUUAAUGGGAAAGAACAGGAGCUGGAGGCCAUGAACAGCUCCUCAUCCUCAGAGCCAUUGGAUGAGAAUAUCACUGCUGUGGAGGACAUGGCUGAAGCUCUGGGUGAAAAAUGGGCCGUCAUCGCUCACAUGGAAGCAGACUGCGAGUGCUUGUCCAAGUUUGUCACCCCCGGAGAGGCAGGACGCAUCCGGGCACGACUGACACAGAUGAAGAGAUAUUGGGACGAGCUGAAGGGGCGAGUGGAGCAGGUCGGAGGACAGCUUCACCAGAGCGCCAGCUACAGGCAGCGCUAUAAUGACAAUCUGCAACAGAUAAAGAAAACAAUUGCUGAUUUGAAGGAGAAGCUGGACUGUCCGAUCAACAACUGUUCAUCUUCUUCUGAAACCUAUAAAAUCCUCCAAGAUCACACGGAGGUGUGCCAGGCUAUAGAGCAGCUGAAGCCCAGACUAAUGGCCCUGUGCUCUUCCCUGAAGAGGUUCAAAGAGGGAGGGCAGCUGGAGGAAGAGGUGGAAAAUCUCCAGAAGCAACAGGCACAGUUCAUGGGUGCUGCUUCAGAAAAACAAUCUACGUUGGAGAGUCUUCUAGCCCUGUGGCAAAGGUUUGAAAAAGAAAGUUUGUCAAUGAAAAGCUGGCUGGACAGGUGUGAGUCAGUUUGCUGUCCAGACACUGACCUCUUCUCUGCAGACAAAGCAAAACUGAGAAAUGAACUACAAAAUGUAGAGGAAAUGCAGCAGGAGACUCCAUCUUAUGAGGCUCUUCUCUUUGGCCUUUUAAAUCUUGGCAUUUGUCUUUAUCCCACUGCACCUGAACCUCGCACCAGAGAGAUUAAUGAAAAUUUGACAGGACUACAGCAGAGAAGCUAUUCUUUAAAAAACUCUAUCACUCAAAGAUUAAUAUUACUUGAAACACAACUGUCUAAACUCCAGCUUUUUGAUGAGGCUUUGCUGAAUGUGACCCAAAACAGUGAACAUUUCCUUUCGGAGUUGCGAGGUUCAUCUCUUGUGGAUAUUGGAAACCUGCAGGCUUCAUUUAAUAAAGUCAAGGAGCAUGAAACACAAUUGGAGCAGUUGGUGUCAUUGAAAGAAAGUUUGGAAGAGCAAGUGUCCACCCUCCUCCUAUCCUCCAUCCCCGAGGCCCAACAGCAGAUCCAGAACUGGAAAGAGGAUGGCCUACAACCCCUCCGCGAAUCCCAGCGUCUCCUGAUGUCCCGUACUGAAUGCCUUGAAGAGCUUAAGAUCUUCCUUGAUAAGCACAGAGCAGCAGUAAAAGCAGUGCGCCAGCUUCAUGAGGCUGUGGAGGGCCGAGGCAGCUGGGACCGCUCCAAGGCUGAAGAACUGCAUCAUGGGAUAGGGGAAGUGGCAAAAGAUGUGGCGCGACUGGAGGCAGAGGCAGUUGGAUUAGACGGACAGUUGAGUAGGGCACACCUUCACUUGUGUGGGGCGGAGUGGCGAGGUCCAAAGAAUCCGGGACAUCCGCAGGGGAGGACAUCUUGCCGGGGUCAGACGGUGGCCCUGACCAUGACUUUGGAGGAGGUACAGAGAGGCGUGGGCUGGAGGCAAAGUGAAGCAGAUGCUCUCAGUGCCCUCUGGAGCUCCUUCAGGGAGAAGAGGGAAGAGGUGCUGAACAGUCUGAAAAAAAUGGAGGAUGGACUUAGACAAGAGGAUGCCAGAGAAAACACUGUGCUGGCAUUUCAAAACAGGCUGCGCUUCUUCAUCCAGCUGGAGGAUGAGCUCCAGUCCCUGCAGCAUUCCCGGCAGUGGCUGCAGGAAAAAGGCAGCCAGCUGGCCCAAAGAGACACUGAGCUGUGUGGGGAGGCUUUGAGGGAGGUGGCUCUGGUGGAGUCAGCCUGGGAGACUGUGAGGACAGCUAUUUCAACUGGCCAGGAACAAAGUGGAGUUUUAAUAGAUCUUCUUCGUCAGUUUCACCAUCUGAAGUCAGUCCUGACCACCGCUGUGGAAAGUGCACAAGCAGUUGCUCACAAUCUGCCCGACCACAACCAUAACGCUCAGGAGGCCAAGUGGAUCUACUCACGGCAUGAAACAGUCCAGGAGAACUUUAAAGAAAAACAAGAAGAAAUGGACCAGCUCAUCAGUACAGUGGAGGAUUUGCAGAGAGAACUCGAGAAACUCCCAAACUCAGACACAACCUCCAUACAAAAAGAUAUGGAGGCAUUAAGAGACCAGUGGCUAGAGGUAUCUGAGCGUAUUCAAACCAACACAGAAAGACUUGGGUACUGUGUGGCUCUUUGGAACGACCUCAAAGCCAUGGAGCAGGACAUUUCUGAAUGGGCUGCCUCUUCUAUCACUGAUCUCACAGACUGUGUUACCAAUCUGAGUGACAAGGAGAAAACAGAGGAGCAUCUUACAGCAUUUCAGGCAGAGGUGGAGAAACGAGAGCAGAGCCUGGACUCACUGCAGGAGCGAGUGACAGAACUGAAGGAGAGGGCCAAGCUGCAGGAAACCCCAUUACAAAUGCAGGUUCUUGAAUCUGACCUGAGGAAGAAAAUGGCCCAUGUUCAGGAGGUGUACAACCAGGCCAAACACACGCUGACCUACUUUAGUUUCCAGAAACAGAGACUGGAGGACCUCAUGUCCCAAAUGACUGAGCGGCUUGAAGCUGCCGAGUGCUGCUUAUCUGAUCUGACUGAUGCUGCAUCUCUGGAAGAUAUUGGUACACUGAAGGGCUUACAGAGUGUAUUGCAGCAGCAGAGGGCAGACAUGGACUCUGCCCGGGAUGCUCUGAGUGCACUUUGUAGGUCUCAUCCCUCUGAGGAGCUGUCCCGUCUCUCUUCUGACCUUACAUCUAUUGCCAAACGAACAGAGACAGUGGUUCAGCGCUGUGCCAAGACCAAAGGAAGUCUUCAGGAUGGACUACAGAUUCACUUUAAUGAGCUUGUCAAAGACUUGCGCUCCUGGCUUGCCAAUCAGAUCUCUGAGUUGAAAGAGUGGUGUAACCAAUCUGGAGAUGCUGCUGUCCUAAAUGCAAAAUUGCACAGGCUAAUGGUGUUAGAGGAGCAGACAGCAGAGGAAGAGAGACGUCUGUGUCAGGUUUCUGAGGAGGCUGAGAGGCUUCAGCAUCACCUUUCAAAAGCUGCAACAGCUCAAGUCCAGGACCAUCUCUCAUCCUGCCAGAAGGAGUGGAAGAAAUAUUUAGACAACUGUUCCCAAUGCCAACAAGAUCUGGAAGACGCUAUUGACCUCUUAAAAAAUUUUGAUGACAAUGUGGUGAAUAUAAGAGACUGGCUGAAGCAGAUGGAGCUCAGCCUGAAGUGUGAGCCUUUUCCUGGAGAUGAAGGACAGCAGGGUGUCCCUGACACUGCAGAGGAGCUGGAGAAGGUGGAGAGAGUACACAGUGAGCUGCUGGAGAGACGGGAGUCCAUUGAACGACUGUGUCAAGAGGCACAGUCCUUAUCAGAAGCCGGAAGGGGGUCAGGGGGAGAGGUCAGAGUGACUGGACAGCUCCAUAUGGAGCACCAGUCUCUGCUGAAGGCAGCCAGAGAGAGACUCAAAUGCUGCCAAGAGAGCCAGGCCUUCGCAGAGACUCUCCAGGGGGUGUGGGCCUGGCUGGAGGAGAUCCAGGAGAGACUGGGGACAGUGGACAGCACCAUGGGCACCAAAGAUCAGUUGGAGCAGAGACUGGAAGCUGUGCAGGAUAUCCUGCUUUUGAAGGGAGAGGGAGAAGUGAAGCUAAACAUGGCCAUGGGGAAGGGUGAGCUCGCUCUGCGCAGUUAUGGGGCUGCUGGACAGGAAGUGGUCAAAUCUCAGCUUCAGGAAGUGGAGGAUGCUUGGGCCACUCUGCUGGUGACUGCCAUGAGCUGCCACAGCCGAUUGGAGUGGACUGUGUCCCAGUGGAGUGGAUAUCUGGACAGUGCAAACCAGCUGCGGUGCUGGAUGGAGGCUCUGGAGCGGCAAGUGAGUGCACCCCUCACCCCUCAGCCUGGACCCAGAGAAAAGGCUGCUCAGCUGGACAGACUCAGAGCCUUGCUGGCUGAUCUCGAAGACCACCAGGUGGCACUGUCCAGCCUGGAAGAGAAAGCCCGGGAGCUCUUCAAGAAGACUGGAGAUGCAAGCUUCAAUCAUGGGGCUCGUACCCAGCUACAGGCGCAGUUUGAUGACCUUACAGCUCUGGUGGAGGGUAGGGUUAGUCUUGCCCAGAGCAUAGUGUUGGAGCAUCAGGAGUAUCUGGAGUCAGUUCGAGAGCUGACAGACUGGCUCAUGACAAGUGGAGAGGAGUUACAGCACUGGUCUGAUACAUCUGGAGAUUCUACCUCUAUCAAGAAGAAGCUUUCUGAAGUCAGGGAGCGAGUGGAGAGCCGUCUGUUGGAGGGCCGUGAGCGCCUCAGCCGCGUGCGCCGCAGUGCUGCGACCACAGCAGAGCAUACAGCAGCUGGAGGCUGCGAGGCUAUGGACCGCCAGCUGGGGGCGCUCUCACAGGCUCUGGAGCAAUGGGAGGGGGCCGCACUGAGGGCCAGAGACAGUCUAGAAGGGGCUCUGGCUUCUGCUGCAGCUUCAGAAGAAGCAUACAAGUGUCUUGUGGCCCGACUAGAACAGGACCUAAAGGAGCUGGACCUCAGGCUGAGGGGGUGGAGCCAAGAGCUGAUCAAAGCAGAGGGGCGGAGCAGUGGCGAGGAGGCCGUGGAGGGCUGGCACCUCGCUAAGGAGAUACUGGAGGGCUUGCAGAGUGCCGAGCCCAUGGCAGAGAAGUUGAAAAGCCAACUGAAUGACCUGGUGCGGUACUCCAGAGACAUCAGCUCCCAGUCGGACCGGGUGACUGCACUGAUCAAGCAGCACAACAGCUUGAGUCUGCGUGCAUCCAGGGAGUGUCAAAACAAGGAGCGCUUGUUGGAGCAGCGGUUCAGGGCAGCUCUGCGAGACUUUCAGCAAUGGUUGGUCAACGCCAAAAUCAGCACAGCCAAAUGUUUUGAUGUGCCUCAAAGUGUUGCCGAGGCCUCCACAGCCUUACAGAGAAUACAAGAGUUUCUGAGUGACAGGGAGCAUGGUCAGGCCAGGCUGAGCACUGUGGGGGCCAGUGGGGAGCUGCUCAUGGCGGUAGUGUCCAAAGACAGAGUGGAGGGGAUCAAGGCCAAGGUGGAGAGCACACGGGACGACUGGAAGAGCCUGAUGAAUAACUUACAAAUGAGGGAAGAUGCUCUCAAGAACCUUCAAGCUCAGAUGACAGAGUUUGAGGCGAGCGCAGAGCCGCUACAGGACUGGCUGAGCAACACUGAGGUCAAAGUUCAAGAGAGUAGCACUCGCCUUCAUGACCUGUCUGCUAAGAGAGAGGAGCUUACCAAACUGCAGUGUGUGCUGGAGGAGAUGUCCGGUCAGGAGGCGGAGCUGACCAGGCUGAGGGAGAGCGCUCAUCGUCUGUGGGAGGGACAGGCUGCAGGCAAAGGCUUUGUCCAUCGCGUGUCCCAGCUCUCUGCACAAUACCUGGCACUCAGCAACUUGGCCAAGGAUAAAGCCUCCAGGAUUGAACGGAUUGUUGGGGAGCACCGCCUGUUCUCUCAGGGCCUAAAGGAGCUCCAGGACUGGGUGAGUGAGGCUCAGGGCCUCCUCAACUCCUGCCUCUCUCCCACCACAGACAAGAGUGUGCUGGAGGAGCGGAUGGUUCAGCUGGAAGCGCUGCUGGCUGCUCGUCAAGAAAGGGAGAUCCAACUAAAGAUGCUGCUAACACGAGGAGAGGCAGUCCAGAGAAAUACUUCGGCUGAGGGGGUACCAGUAAUUCGUAAACAGAUCCAGGACCUCAAGGACUCCUGGGACUCACUGCUUUCUGCCUCCAUCCAGUGCAAAAGUCAGCUAGAGGGCGCUCUGUCACAGUGGACUAGUUAUCAAGAAGAUGUGGGUCAGUUUGUGCAGUGGAUGGACAGAGUGGAGGAGACGCUCAACUGUGCAGACAGACAGUAUUCAGAAAUGAGGGACAAGACUGCAAACCUGGGCAAGACCAAGCUACUCUAUGAGGAAGUACUGAGCCACAGCAAUCCUUUGGAAACUAUUGCCUCAAAGGGAUCCAAUAUGGCUGAACACUAUAAUACUCAUCAGGAAGUCCAGCAACUACAAUCGCGAUACAAUAGCCUCACAGAAAAAGCCAAAAAUGCAGUGAGCAAGGCCAAAGGGCUGGUCUUGGUUCAUCAGGAGUAUCAGAGAGCCCUGCAUGUGUUUGAGGACUGGCUUGAGCAGGAGCAGGCCACUUUAGCAACUCUGUCCCAUCCAGAAGGAAGUGUGGACACUCUGGAGAGCACAUUGCAGCAGCUACAGACCCUGCAGGAACGUUGUUCAAAGGGCCAGUCUUUGCUCUCCUCUGUUCUGACCAGCCGAGAGCGGGUUAUCCCGUGGGGCACCCCGCAGAUAGAGGACCGCACCCUAGACACGGCUCAAAGAGAGUGGGGAGUCUACCAGGGCCGACUGGAGGAGACCCAGAGUCAGCUCAGAGCGACCCUGGGCAGAGUGAGGAAAAUGGGACAGAAGUUCCUGAGUCUGGCCCAUUGGAUGGAGGAGAUGGAGAAAGCGGCAAACAUAAGGAGGCAUCGAAGGUCUGACAGGGCAACCAAGGAGGAUCAGCUCAAGAAACUACAGGGGUGUCUAGAGGCAACGUUAACUCGACAGGAGGAGGUGGAUGGGCUCUCUCCGCUGGCCCAGCAGGUUUUAGAGGAGACCUACAUCAGCAGUCGAGUCAGUGUUACGGCCACGCAGCUAACGGCCCGCUACCACUCCCUGCUGCUCAGCAUACAGGAAACCAUCAAACACCUUCAGGAGGAGCUAAAGAGCAUCGAUGAAGCAGAAAACCUUUGCAUUUCAUUUUCUGACUGGCUUGGCUCAACUCAAAAAACAUUCACAACUUUAACUGAUAGCUCUGAACCUUUCGACCGCAUCACUAUGGAGAAAAAGAUGAAGAAAUUAGAGAACCUUCAGUCUGAACUCCAGCAUGGUCACAGUUACCUGAAGUCCCUGAGAGAGAAGGCGGAGCAGGCAGCAGGCUUCCUGGACGAGGCUGGUGCUGAACAUUUGGGCAGCGAGGUGGAGGCCCGACUGUCCCAGCUGGAGGAGCUGUCCAGCGCUCUUCGGCAGGAGCAUAGCUUCUUGGAUCGGACCUUACUGCUGUCCAAGGAGUUUCAGGACCGCUACAAGGCGCAGGCUCAAUGGCUAGUGGAAACAAGAGUGGUGCUCGCAACCCCCGUGGAGCCCAAAGCAGAGCUGUACCAGAGGAGAGCUCAGCUGGCUAAGUAUAAGGCCCUGCUGCAGGUGGUCCAGUCCCAUGAUGGAUCCGUGAGGGCGGUGGUGGAGAAAGGUGAUGCUCUGCUGGCAUCGGUCCAUUACCCCUCAGUCCGAGACAAGAUGAACAGGCUACAGAAGGACUACUGUGAUCUAUGUAGCACUGCUGUGGCUCAUGUGGAGAGUCUGGAAGUGCAAGUGAAGGAGCAGGAAACAUAUCACAAUGAACUCCAGGAAGUAGAGCGCUGGCUUCUGCAAAUGUCAAGCAGGAUGGUAACUCCUGACCCCACUGUGGGAGGCAGCCUGGAGGCAGCUACACAACAACUGGCCAGACACAAGGCCAUAAUGGAGGAAAUCGCAGGUUUUGAGGAGCGCUUAGCGGGCCUGAAGGAGCGCGGAGACCACCUGGUACAUGGCUGUAGUGAGCGUGUGCAGAACAGGCUGAGACAGCAGGUCCAGGCGCACCAACAAGGCACUCGAGACAGCUACUCCGCCAUCUGUAGCACCGCGCAGAGGGUUUAUCAGAGUUUGGACCAUGAGUUGCAGCGGCAUGUGAGUCUUCAGGAUGCCCUGCAGCAGUGCCAGAGCUGGCUGACCUCUGUCCCACCUGAACAGGAGCCUAAUACACAAACUGCACUCAGCCUGGAGGAGGCGCUACAGCAGGUGAAGCAGGAGCGGGCUCUUCAAGAACAGGCUAGCACUUACCUCCAGCUGCUGUGUUCGACCUGUGAUCUGUCUGAGCAGAGGGUCAGAGAGACUGCUGCUGAAAUACAACAGGUCAAACUGCAGAUUGAGGACAGAAUGAUCCUUUGUGAGGAAAUGGCUGACAGCUGGCGGGAUAUUGAAGAGCAUAAGGCAGAUUUAGAGGUCCAACUCCGAGAGACUGAGCAACAACUCCAAACUCUCUGCAGGAGACCUGCAGAAUUGGAGCAGAAGAUUGCACAAAAUCAGCUGGACAAGGCCCAGGAGUUCCUCCAGCAGAUUCGAGAGAAGCAGUCAGAGGUGAGCCAUCUGAAUGAGGCUGUUUGUCGGCUGACAGACAGGCAAAACUGUCCUGUUUCUGAGGAGAUAAGAAAACUCCAGAAAAGCUGGAUGGAGCUUGGCCAGCGGGCCGAGGAGCUGGAGGCCCAGAGAGGGGAGGACAUGCAGCGUAGUGGGGAGUACCAGGAGAGUGUGGCCACAGUGGAGGAACUUUUCCAUCAAGUGUCCAGGGAGUGGGACUAUCUUGCCAGGGCUGAUACAGAAAGCACAAGUGAACAUCUGGAGGCACUCAGGAAGCUUUUCAGUGAUUUGGAAGAGCAGCGUACAACUCUUGAAGAGCUAAGAGACCAGAGACAGGCCAUACUUCCUCGACUGAGUCUUUUGGACAAGGAGCUGGUAAAACAGCAGGUGAGCCAUCUGGAGCAGCGCUGGGCCCAAUUAGAAUCCGUCAUUCAGCAGAAAAUCCAUGACUCUGCCCAGACAUUGGAGGAGCUGGCUCGAGUGGAGACCCAGCUGCGGGAGGCGAGGGAGUGGGUGGAGGAGCAGAGGCCAACUCUUACUUCUGCACUGAAAGGCAGCCCACCGCCUGAUGUGGCCCAGAGCUUCCUGUUUGACCAUCUGAGCGUCUGUGUGGAGCUAGAGGCCCGACAGCAGUUGCUGACGCAGGCUGUGAGUGAGGCCCAGACAGUUAUGCCUCGACUGGGACUGAGCGAGAAGAGAAACCUGCAAGAGCUGGUGGAGCAGGCCCAGGCAGAGGUGGAGGCACUUGGGGCACGAGUCACACAGAGGAGGAAGUAUCUCAGCAAAGCAUUCACAGAGAGGACACAAUUCCUUCAGGGCCUUGGCAGAGCACUAAACUGGGUCCAACAGCAGGAGAAGAAAGCUCUGAUAGAUGAUCACAUAGCUCUGCUCCCUGAGGACCUGUCCAAACAGGUGUCUGUUUGCAGAGGCGUCCAUAGUAGCCUGAGAGAGUACCAGAGGGAGUUGUCCUCUCUGUGGGCUCAAGGGCGAGAACUGGAGAGAGAUGCCAGUGACAAAGAAAGGAUAGAAACCAUGUCCAAACUUCAGGAGCUGCAGAUAGUGUUCGAGGCUGUGCUUCAGAGCACCACUCACAGACUCACAGACCUGGAAAAGGCUCUAACCUUCAGGAAGUACUUCCAGGUUGAUUUGGACAAGACGUGUAACUGGCUGAGACAGGCAGAUGUCAUCACCUUCCCUGAAAUCACUGUAUAUAAUGUUGAGGAAUGCUCCGAGCUGCAGUCUCAACUUUCAAAAUAUCAGCAAGUCCUAGAGCAAGCCUCUGAGUAUGAGAACCUCCUGCUCAUUGUCCAAAGAAUCGGUCAGGAGAUCCUCCCCACUCUGAAUGAGAUCGACCACUGUUACCUGGACGAGCGGCUGAAUGCUCUGCCUCAGCAGUACAACAACAUUUUAGCUUUAGCCAAAGAGAAGAAAGACAGGGUCCAGCAAAUCAUUCAGGAGCGAAAAGAGUUCAGCACUUUCUUUGAUUUAACUAGUAAUGCACUUGAAGAGCUGCAGGAGCAGUUUGACAAUCUGGAAAAGCAGACUAUCAAAAUAAAUGAAAAAGAGGUUCUAUAUCUAAUUAAUGAACAUAGAAAUAUAAAACAAAGUUUAUUGCAUAUAGGUGGCGCUAUAAGAGAACUGAAUGGUAAAAAUGAGUUGUUAUUGAGUAGAGGCCAGCAUUAUAAAGUUGAAGAGACACACCAGCUGCUAAAUCUUCACAAAUCAUUAAAGAGGAGAAAUAAUCAGAGCCUUAGGGACUUAGAAGAGAAUGGUUUGAAAAUAGUAGCUGAACACAACAAUGAGGUAAACAAGUUGAAUCAAGAGUUAGAGUUAGUGAAGGAGGAACUUGUCACAUUAAAAACAAACUCCAAAAUUGGAGCUGGGGCUAAAAUGAGUAGUCUGUAUUUGAUGCUGGAGCGUCUGGACCGUGUGAACUUUCAGACAGAAGAAUGUAUCCAACACACAAAAAGCCUUCAUCUGAACUUUGACCCCGCUGCUUUACGGAACCUUUUAUCCCAACAAGAACUAUUACAAUCAGCGCAUGGUGAUGUACUAUGUUUUAUUGAAGAGAUUAAAAAAGACCCCAUAGACUUUGAGAACGUACAGGAGUGGUUGGAAAGGAUCAAGUCUAAACUGGAGGAGCCUGUGGUCCUUUCGGAGGUCACGGUUAAUCAUGUACAUGUGCAACUAUGGAGACUGAAAGCCAUCGGAGAAGAAAUGAAAAGUAGUUUUAUUGCAGCAGAAACCUUUAAAACACAUGCAGAAGAGAAACUGGCAAAGAUGCAAGAAGAAAUCCAACAAGCAAUGAGCAAAAAACAGCUCGCUGUGGACGAAGCUUUUUCCUUGGUCCAAAGGCACCACUUAUCGCUGCAGUCUGCACAGAAAUGGUUGGACUGUGCCUCUGCAUUUCUCCAAAGGGCCGACGCAGGACUAGAGCUAGAAAACCACACUGACUGGAUGCAAGACCUGGAAGAAAUUACAGCUCAGGAAAAGGACUUCACAGCUGCUUUGGAGGAGUUACUAACUGUGGACCCUCUGCUUGUGAAAUAUGCGGAAUCAGGGGAGAUGAGUAAAGUCCGAGGGCAAGUAGAAGCAAUCAAGAUGAGGAAAGCAGAGGCAAAUCAGCAAUUGGAUGUGCACCGAGACACACUACGAAGGUGUGGAGCUCUGUGCACCUCCUUUCAAAAGGAAAAAGAUGCAGUAGUUGAGCAAUUGAAUGAUACAGAGAGCAAGAUGGCCUCAUUCACAACAGCCAAAGCCACCAGUCUACAAACAGCAGAGGACAAAUGCCAACGAUAUAAGUCCCUGAUUGCUCACUUGGAUCUUUUGGAAGUGCCUUUAAAUGCUGUGAAAGACAUCAGUAAAGAGCUGGAGCAGAUCAUUUCUGACUCUAGCACCAUAGUAACCAGCCACUGUGUCUCAGCACUAUGGCAACGCUGGACCAAGCUGUGCAGUGUGGCCCGUGCCCAGGAGAGGGCGCUAGUGGACACUGCUAGAGAGUGGAGAAAUUUUAUGGAAAAGAUGGAGAAGGUGCGGUCUGUAUUUGAGGACCUCCGUGGCAGAGUCCCUGACAGCACAGUGGAGAAAGCAGCCACCAGAGCGGCGCUGCAGAGCCUUCUGGAGUACCAUGACUCUUAUAGUGUGGAGCUGGAGAGGGAGCAGUCUAUCCUGGCCCUGCUCAAUCAGCUGACCUUGAGCCUAAGAGGAGAGAGAGAGAACAGGGAGGGGGAGAAAACUGAAAAUGGGCACAACCAAACACUGUGGAUGGAUCAGAUCAGUGACUACCAGGAGCAAUAUGAUACCCUUCUGCAGCAGGUGCGAAACAGCCGGGCUCAGGUGCAACAGGAGCUGAGGGAGCGGGAGGAGGUGGAAAAGGAGCUGGGACUGGUCAAAGGCUGGAUCCAGGACACUCGGGGGCUGCUCCUGAGCCCCACUGCUGACCUGGACUCUCUGCUGCAGGAGCUAGAGACUGCACAUGGUGAGGUCAUCAGUAGGCGCCAAAGUGUGGAGCGUAUCACAGAGCUGCAGCAGUCCAAGUACCAGGAGCUCCAGGCAGGUCUCCCCUCAGAGCUCAGUAUGCAGCUGGCCGAAGUGGCUCUGGCUUUGGGCUCUGCAGAAGAUCAGGUUCAAGCUAGAGAAAGGGAGAUACAACAGACCCGUGAUGUCAAACAAGACUUCAACUCCAGACUCCAGGACAUGGAGACAAAGCUGAAGACCAUAGCCCUAAAACUGGAGGACAAGAGUGGAGAUCUAGAGGAGGCCAAAGAAGAGACCAAGACCAUCUGUGAGGAGUGUGAAUGCUGUGGACGAACGUUGGGAGAGUUGGGGGUAGCGGUGCAGGAAUUUGGAGAGCAGAACCCUCUUUUGUGUAAACAGCUGGGGGACGCGGUGACCAAACUAAUGGAGGUGCAGCGUCACACAGCACAACAGAUCCAAGACAGAUCCAACAGACUGAAAAAGGCGGAGAGACAAAUGGAGGACUACCAGAGCAUGAAGUCAUUCAUCCUUUCUUGGAUCGAGAAGGCUGAGUGUAUGGUCAGUGGGAACAUCAUAUGGAGCUCUGCGUCACAGCUGCAGGAGCAAAUCCGUGCACACCAGGCGCUGCUCCGGGAGUGCAGGGGUCUCCAUGGCGACUUGGAGGCCAUGCUGGAGCGGGAGGGGCAGCUGGGCGAAGUGCUACAGACCGACAGGUGGGGCCAGCAGGUGAGAAACCUGAGCAGACGGACAGAGGAGCUGCAGCAAACAGCCAGAACACGACUGCAGAAUCUACAGGAUGCAGCUAAGGAUAUGUUGCGUUUGGAGGCAGAGGUGAAGAGUCUCCAUGCUGCUGUGGACCAGGUCCAGAUCACACUUGCAUCUCCAGAUCUGAACCGACUCAGCCUCAGAGAGCAACUCACUCAGAGACAACGAGUACUGGUGGAGAUGGAGGGCUUCAAGCAGCAGGUAGCAGCAGUCCAGCAGUGUCAGAGCGCCCUCCGGCUGCCAGAGGAGGCAGUGGCCAGUCUCCCCAUCUGUCGAACUGCUCAGACUCUGCAGCAAGAGGCCAGCCAACUGCAGCACACAACCAUUCAGCAGUGCAAUAUACUGCAGGAGGCUGUGGUGCAAUAUGAGCAGUAUGAACAGGAAGUGAAAAAUCUCCAGAGACUAAUAGAAGAAGCCCAUCGCAUCAUUCAGGACCGUCCCGUCUCCACCAGCAACAUCCAGGAACUGCAGGCUCAAAUUCACCAUCACGAGGAGCUGGCCCAGAAAAUCCGUGGCUACCAGGAGCAAAUUGCCUCUCUUCACUCAAAGUGUAAGAUGUUGACAGUGAAGGCAAAGCAUGCCACCAUGCUGCUGACCGUGAGUGAGGUGGAGGGGCUUUCUGACGGCAUGGACGAGCUCAGUGACGAUGAACUGCCAAAUGCUGUCACCAAUGGUAACACAACCGGCUCCAAGCAGCUGCCCGCACACCCCUCCGUCGUCAUGAUGACAGCAGGCCGCUGCCACACGCUCCUCUCCCCUGUCACAGAAGAAUCAGGGGAGGAGGGCACCAACAGUGAGGUCUCCUCUCCCCCUGCCUGCCGCUCCCCCUCCCCAGGGGCUAACGGGGACGCUGCUCUUAACCAGGUACGUGGGAACCUAAGUCGUGCUCCUCUCCAAGAACUUUAUGAUCCAUCAAUGGAAACAAAUGCUGCUAACCUGGAUGAUCUGCAGAGAUCCUGGGAAACACUAAAGAACGUGAUCAGUGAGAAGCAGAAGAGUUUAUAUGAAGCCCUGGAGAGGCAGCAGCACUACCAAGAGUCUCUACAGUCCAUUUCAACAAAGAUGGAGACCAUUGAAGGAGCACUCAAUGAAGGUCUGGAGCCCAACAAGAGCCCGGAAAGCCAAAUGGCUGCACAUCAGGCACUCAUGGACGAGAUUCUGAUGCUGCAGGAUGAAAUAGGAGAGUUACAGACAUGUUUUUCGGAGGAGCUGGGAGACAAUGACAGUGAUGGGGAGCCAGGAGACCAGCUGGCUCUGCACUCUACGCUCACGGUGCUCGGAGAGAGGAUGGCAACCAUCAGAAUGAAGGCUUCUGGGAAACGACAACUACUAGAGGAGAAGUUGAGUGAGCAGCUGGAGGAGCAGAGGCAGGAGCAGGCCUUACAGCGGUACCACAGCGAGGCCGAGGAGCUGGACCACUGGCUCCUCAGCACCAGGGCCACCCUCAGCUCAGCUCUGCAGCUCCACUCGGAAGAUCUGGACAUGGAAGAGCAGCUUAUAGACUGUCAGAACAUGCUGUUUGAGAUUGAGCAGAAGGUGUCCUAUCUCUCUGAGCUCUCCGUACACAGUGAGAGCUUGCUGUUGGAGGGACGAGCAGAGACCAAAGGAGAGGCUGAACAACUGUCCCUAAAACUACGCUCUCUCAAAGACAGCCUCCUCGAACUACAGCAGAUGCUACAAGACAAACAGGUUGACAUACAGGGUUCACUGCAGGAACAGGAGGAGAGUGAAGCGAGUUCAUCCUUAUCCCAAAGUCCAAACGUCCAGGACUGGCUCUCUCAGGCCAGAUCAUCUCGGACCCAGCAGCAUCACGACAACCUGCUCCGACAGAGGGAGCUUCAGGCACAAGUGGCUGAACAGAAGCGGCUGCUCCAGUCUGUGGCCACAGUCGGGGAAGAGGUGCUCAAUCAGACUACACCCAAUGGAGACAGUGAGAUGUGUGUCCCAGGAGGAGUUUUGCUGGAGGCAGAAAGCGUGUCUCCACUGGAUCAGCUGAGGCAGCGCUGGGAAAACCUCAACAAGGACCAAAGCACAAAACUACAACUAUCUCUGAACUCUCUGGAACAGGAGCAACUCAGUCCAGUCCUCCAUCGCUCCCGUCUGUCAAGUCCUAGUGUUGUUUUUAGAAGUGAUGUUUUGACUCAGGAUGCUAGGUCUCCAAAAGCUCUGUUUGAAACCUGCAGUCAGACUCUUGAAAGAAUAGACCAAGAGACUGAAACAGAGAGCAGAUCAUCUGCAUCUUUAGGGGGAGCCAUGGUGCAGCAGGACCUGUACAGUGCAGUGUCUGCUGCCUCCACCUGGCUUGAUGCUGCAGAGAACCAGCUCCUCUCAGGCCCAGUGCUGCUGUCAGAGGACACAGAGAUGCAGCUCACGCAUCUAGAGGGUUUGAACAAACAGUUGAAGGAGAUGAGCCGAGAGGUGAACCAGUGCAGAGACCUGUUGGGUGGGGGGGCGGGCCGGGUGUGUGGAGGAGACGACAGGGUGCUGAUGGAGGACACUUUGGAGGGGCUCCAGGAGAGGAUGGGUCUGCUGGACUCCACGCUCGAGCAGCACUGUGACUGCAUGAGGGACAAGCUGCAAGAACACUCCAAUUUCCAGAGUGAACUAAGAAUGAUGUUUACUGCCUUAAGUGAAAGCAAGCACCAAUUGUUGCAGAAAGUGGCUGGCACAGUGGACCGACCAGCAGCUAAACAAAUAGAGACAUUAUCAGAAGUGGAGGACAGUAUAAAGGAGUUUGAUCAACGCGUCAUGGAACUAAAGGCCAGAGCAGAGGGUCUUCAUGGAGAUCAAGUUUCCAAUCAGGAUCUACUAAAACUUCAGGAUGUAUACGAGGAGCUGGUUCUGAUGGUGGGAUCACGACGCAGUGGUCUGAACCAUGGUCUGUCCCUCAAAGCCCAGUAUGAAGCUGCUCUCAGGGACCUUACCGAGCUAGUGGAUACUGCACAAGACAAGAUGGCAGCUGACCAGAAGAUGACUGUGGCCUCUGUCAUUGAGGUGCAGAUGUUACUAGACAAACACAAGGACUUUUUUCAAAGUUUGGAGAGUCAUAUGAUCCUCACACAAACGUUCUACAGUAAAGUGGCUGGAUUGGUUACACAGCGGGAGAGCCAGAGUUUGGAGGAGACUAUGACCUCUGCCCAAAGUGUGUUAAAACAAGCUAACAGGCGAGGAGUGGAGCUGGAGGGCAUUUUGGAGUCUUGGAGCAGGCUGGUGGAGGACUACCAGGAGUUGUGUAAGCAGCUCGAGGCCGUGGAGUCCAGUAUCCCAGCUGUCGCUCUGGUGGAGGAGACAGAGGAGAGACUGACGGAAAGAAUUUGUUUAUUCCAGCGUCUAAAGGCCAGUCUGACAGAGCACCAGCCCCAGCUGUACCAGGUGCUGGAGGAGGGAAAACGGCUCCUCUUGUCUGUGGGAUGUUCAGACCUGGAGAACCAGCUCACACAGCUGGGGGACCACUGGCUCUCAUCCACCACCAAAGUCAAUAAAGAGCUGCAUCGACUGGACUCCACACUCAAACACUGGACCAGGUAUCAGACCGAAUCGGCCGAGUUGAGCCAGUGGUUACAGUCAGCUUUGGGUCGACUUGAGUUUUGGACAACACAAUCUGUUACUGUACCUCAAGAACUGGAGAAUGUACGAGAUCACCUUUAUGCUUUUCUUGAGUUUUCUAAGGAAGUAGAUGCCAAGUCUUCAUUGCGGUCUUCAGUAUUGAGCACAGGGAAUCAGCUUCUUAGACUGAAGCGAGUGGACACGGCUGGUUUGAGGACAGCCUUGGGACACAUUGACACUCAAUGGGCAGAGCUACUCACCCGAAUCCCAGUGGUGCAGGAAAAACUCCAUCAGUUACAAAUGGAAAAGUUGGCAUCACGUCAUGCCAUCACAGAGCUCAUGAGCUGGAUCUCUGUUAUGGAAAACAUAAUCGAAGAGGAUAAAAACAAGAUUGUAGAAGCAGUGGGGUCAGAGAAAGUGCAGAGCUUUUUACAAAAAUAUAAGGGUUUCCGUAUAGAUUUGACUUGUAAGCAGCUCACUGUGGACUUUGUGAACCAGUCAGUGCUGCAGAUUAGCAGUCAGGAUGUGGAAGGAAAACGCAGUGAUAAAACCGAUUUUGCAGAGAAGUUGGGAGCAAUGAACAGAAGGUGGCAGAUACUGCAAGGGUUGAUUACAGAAAAGAUUCAGUUAUUGGAAGGACUUUUGGAAAGUUGGUUAGAACACGAGAAUGGAGUCCAGGCCUUGAAAUCCUGGCUCACGCUACAGGAGGAGAAACUAAAGAAGAAGCACAGGAUAGAGGAUGUGGCAUCAGUUCAAAAUGCACUUAAAGACUGUCAGGAGUUAGAAGAAUUAGUGAAGGAAAAAGAGAAGGAUUUAGAGAAAGCAGUGGAACGUGGAAAUGUACUUAUUCAGAAUAAGAAAGGAGAGGCCUGUGCUGCUGUUAGAGAGACCCUAAAAAAAUUAAAUCAAUCCUGGACUCAGCUGGACCGCAUGAUAAGUCUGAUGAAGGUGAGCUUGAAGUCAGUAUUGGAGCAGUGGACCCUGUACAGACGCGCGGCAGAGGAGAUUAAUGGAUACCUGAUGGAAGGCAGGUACUCAGUGUCCAGGCUGCACCUUCUCAAUGGGUCCCUCGAGGCAGUCCAGCAGCAAGUGGAGAGUCUGGAGAGUUUGCAGGAGGAGAUGGAUAAGCAAGAGAGUAGUUUGAAAAAGUUUGGGACGGUAACGCAACAGCUGUUAACAGAAUGUCACCCAUCUGUGGCCGAAACAUUAAACCGGGCACUUGGAGAUGUCAACAUUAGGUGGAAUAGUCUACUUGAGCAGAUAUCAGAUCAGUUAAGGAGCAGUAAGGCCCUGCUGGGUUUGUGGCAACAAUAUAAGACAUUAUACAACCAGUGUGUAAUCGCUGUUCAGAAACAGGAACAAAGGGCAGACCGCCUGCUCAAGAGCGCCACUGACAAGGAGAUCUCAGAAGAGGAAAAUCAAGCAUGGAUGAAGGAUUGUGAUGAUUGUCUGAGUGGCCAGGCCUCUGUGCAUCAGUCCCUUCAGCAGCUGCAGACUUUGGGGCAACAACUGAAGAGCCAAGUGGAUGCCUCCUCCUCGGCAACCCUUCAGACAGACCACCUGUCCCUCACACACCGCCUGGCAAUGCUAGAGCACUCCCUCCACAGGCAACAAGAAGUACUACAGUGUGGCUCUCAGUCGUGUGAAAGUUUCCGACAGCAGUUGAAGACACUGGUCAGAAAAGCAGAGGAGGCGGAGGAGGUGCUGAAGGAGCCAGACCCUGUAGGCUUAUCAGACUUGAAUGCUCUACAGACACAUAUGGAUAAACUCAAGAUUGAGCUUUUGAAAUUGAGCAGUCUGGCAGCAGAUUUGGAGCGCGUGAAUGAUCUGGUAUACCGACUGCCCGUCAGUGACACUGACGUCAAACAACUGCAGAGUCUGAACAGAUCCUGGGCAGCUCACUCUUCCCACCUCACAGAGAGAUUCAGCAAACUUCAAGCCAUGAUGCUGCAGCAUCAGAGCUUCCUCCAAAAGUGUGAGAAGUGGAUGGACUUCCUGUCUCAGACUGAACAGAAACUUGCAGCUGAGAUUUCAGGCAACUACCAGAGUCUGCUGGAGCAACAAAGAGACCAUGAGCUGUUCCAGGCCGAAAUGUUCAGUCGACAGCAAAUACUUUAUUCGAUCAUCAGUGAUGGGCAUCGUAUGUUAGACCAGGGACAAGUGGAUGACAGGGAUGACUUCAGUGUGAAGCUGGCCCUGCUGGGUAACCAGUGGCAGUGUGUUGUGAGACGUGCCCAGCAGAGGAGGGGUAUUAUCGACAGUUUGGUGCGACAGUGGCAGAAUUACAGAGAAACCUCAGAGAAACUGCAACGAUGGCUCCAGGAAGUGUCCCAUGAACCAGACUUGCACCAAUCUGGAGAGUGUGUGGCCUUACAGCAGGCCAGGAACCUGUUAGACCAGAUACAGCUCAGAGAAAGGGUGCUCCACCGGCAGCAGGGGGUCUACAUCCUGACUGUGGAGGCCGGGCGGAGUCUACUUAUGUCGGCCGACGCUCAGGCAGAGUCCAGGCUCCAGACUGAGCUCAUGGAGAUCCAGGACAAGUGGAGACAUGCCCACCAGCGUCUGGACCAGCAGAGGAGGGAGCUGCAUGGGCUGCUCAAGAACUGGGAGCGAUGUGAGAAAGGUAUAGAUGCUUCUCUGGAGAAGUUGAGGGCCUUCAAGAGAAAGCUAUGCUUGCCUCUCCCCGACCAUCAUGAGGAGCUCCACGCUGAACAAAUUCGAUGCAAGGAGUUGGAGGGCACAGUGGAGGGCUGGGCCGAUGACCUCACAUCCUUGUUCAUGUUGAGGGACUCGUUAGACGGUGUGGUCAGUCCUGAUGACAUCACCGUCCUUCAGCAACGCCUCCAGCUCCUCCAGCGUCAGUGGGAGGAGGUUUGCCACCAGCUUUCCCUGCGGCGGCAGCAGGUGAGCGAGAAGUUAAAUGAGUGGGCUGUAUUCAAUGAGAAGAACAAGGAGCUGUGUGAGUGGCUCACACAGAUGGAGAGCAAGGUUUCUCAGAACGGAGACAUCAGCAUUGAAGAGAUGAUCGAGAAGCUGCGCAAGGACUAUCAGGAGGAGAUCAGUGUGGCUCAAGAGAAUAAACAGCAGCUGCAGGUGAUGGGCGAGCGUUUGGCCAGGGCCAGUCAGGACAACAAGGCCUCUGACAUCCACCACAAACUCAGCAAAGUCAGUGAGCGUUGGCAACAUCUGCUCGACCUCAUCGCUGCCAGGGUGAAGAAGCUGAAGGAGACCCUGGUUGCCGUGCAGCAGCUAGAUAAAAACAUGAGCAGUCUGCGCUCGUGGCUCGCUCACAUCGAGACCGAGCUCUCCAGGCCCAUCGUCUAUGACACCUGUGACGACCAGGAGAUCCAGAGGAAACUCAACCAGCAACAGGAGCUGCAGAGGGACAUAGAAAAGCACAGCACCGGUGUGGCCUCUGUGUUAAACCUGUGUGAAGUCCUGCUCCAUGACUGUGAUGCCUGCUCCACGGAGACUGAGUGUGACUCCAUCCAACAAGCAACAAGAGGCCUGGACCGCCGCUGGAGGAACAUCUGCGCUAUGUCUAUGGAGAGAAGGCUCAAGAUUGAGGAGACCUGGAGAUUGUGGCAGAAGUUCCUGGACGAUUACUCCCGGUUUGAAGAAUGGUUGAGGGCAUCGGAAAGAACAGCUGCUCUGCCAAACUCAUCAGGAGUGCUGUAUACUGUAGCCAAAGAGGAACUGAAGAAAUUUGAGGCCUUCCAGCGCCAGGUGCAGGAGUGUCUAACACAGCUGGAGCUUAUUAACAAACAGUACCGUCGUCUGGCCCGGGAAAACCGCACUGACUCCUCCUGCCGCCUCCGAGAAAUGGUGCAUGAUGGGAACCGGCGCUGGGACAACCUGCAAAAGAGGGUCACUGCUAUUCUGCGCAGACUUAAGCACUUUAUUGGUCAGAGGGAGGAGUUUGAGACAGCGAGGGACAGCAUCCUUGUGUGGCUUACAGAGAUGGACCUCCAACUGACCAACAUAGAGCAUUUCUCUGAAUGUGAUGUUCAAGCCAAGAUUAAACAACUCAGGGCAUUCCAGCAGGAGAUCUGCCUGAACACAGGCAAGAUAGAGAUGGUGUUCAGACACGGUGACGCUCUGAUAGAGAAGAGUGAACCCCUGGAUGCCGCGGUGAUUGAGGAGGAGCUGGAGGAGCUGCAGAGAUACUGUCAGGAAGUGUUCGGACGAGUGGAGCGCUACUACAAGAAGCUCACACGGCUGCCUUUGGCCGAUGAUGACCUUGAUGGUUCAGACAGAGAGCUGGAGUUGGAGGAGGGUCCGGAGCUCCAGUGGUCCGACUCUCCUGUUCCUCGGACAUCCAGUCGCCCUGCUUCUGGCACUGCCCCCCUCCUGAGGGCAGAGCGGUCAGGCCGGGACACUCCAGCUAGUGUGGACUCUAUCCCCCUGGAGUGGGACCACGACUACGAUCUGAGCAGAGGCCUAGAGAGUCCAGGGGGUAGGGGCCACAGGGAAGAUCCAGACCAGGAGGAUGAGGAGGAGUACCUGAGGACAGCCUCAGCUGUGCUCUCAGGAGAUGCAGCCCAACUGGAAGCCAGUCUGAGGCAGCUGGACCAGGCUCUGGACGCAGGGCGGUACCACCUUCAGCAGAGAGAGGCCAAUGCCAACCGCAGCAGCCCGGACUCCACAUAUAUGGGCUAUAUGCGCCUGAUGGGAGAGUGUCGGGGCAGUAUUGAUGCAGUGAAACGAGCAGAGGGAGAAUUGACUGAGGAUGAAGAUGAUGUCCCAGGAUUUACCAACCCGGACAGCACAGAUGCUCAGAGCACUGGUGUGAUUGAACGGUGGGAGCUGAUCCAUGCCCAGUCCCUCAGUGAGAAGCACAGGUACAAGCAGGACCUGCAACAGUGGCAGCAGCUGAUCUCAGAUCUGCAGACCAUGAGGGCCUGGUUGGGACAAUGUGAGGCAGAACUCAGCCAACUGAGAGGACAGCACCAGAGCACAGACAUCCACACCAUACAACUAAGAAUCAAGAAACUCAAGGAUCUGCAGAAAGGAAUGGAUGUGCACAAAUCAGAGGUGCUCUCCAUAAACCUGAGCAGUGCAGACUUUCUCCAGUCUGAGCCUGACACUGAAGAGGCCUGGGAGCUGCGAGACGCCCUCAAAGAGAUGAACUCUCGCUGGGACCACCUUGGGACCUCCCUGGAGGAUUGGAGGAGUGAACUGCAGAGGGCGCUGUUGCAGUGUCAGGAGUUUCAUGAACUUAGCCAUGGUCUGCUGCUUUGGCUGGAAAACAUUGAUCGCAGAAGAAAUGAGGUGGUGCCCAUUCCUCAAAGAGCCAACCGAGAGACUUUAGUAGCUUGUCACAACACACUAACACAAAUAAAGCAUGAACUGCUGAACUCGCAGCAGAAGGUAUCAUCCCUGCAGGAUUUGUCCACUCAGCUGUUGGUCCACACCAGGUCCCCCUCAUCCCGGGACCCCCAGCAGCUGCAGGCUCAGGGCAGUGAGUGUCUGGAGGCCCAGGAGAAGGUCCAUGUGAUCUGGAACAGGCUGAAGCUGCUUCUGAGGGAGGUGAGCUCUGACCUGGAGGAACUGGAGAGGAGAUUGGAGUUAGCCCACUCACAACAGGAUGUCGUUCCUUUGCCUGUUGCAAAAGUGGAGACCAUUCAUUUAGCCGAAACAGUGUCAGAAGUGGUCCAUCAAAAACCACUAACGCCCCGAGGUAAAAGUAGUCAGAUCCACCCGGGACAUCCCGAGAGCAGACCGCGCCACAGCCGGGGCAAAUCACGAGGCGUCGCUGGCUACGGUUCCUCCCGUUCUGACCUCCCAGACUCUGCCCCCUGCCCCUCCUCCUCUGCCGGGGGCCACUCGUUUGUGCUGCGUGUGCUCCGGGCGGCCCUCCCCGUCCAGCUGCUGCUCCUCCUCCUCAUCGGCCUGGCAUGCCUCGUGCCCAUGACGGAGCAGGAUUACAGCUGUCACCAUGCCAACAACUUUGCCCGCUCCUUUCACCCCAUGCUGCGCUACACCAACGGACCUCCGCCCAUCUGAGCGACACAAGUAUCUACCUACUGCUUUUGCCAAGGACACCACUGACUCCUGUGAAUGUCUCCAUCGCCCCAAGCCCUAAAGCAUCCAACUGUCCCAUUGGAAAGCACUACAUAAUGAAGUGACUCGUGUCCUUACUGAUGUUGCACACCCUUGUCCUAAAACCCUCCAGAAAAAGUGGACCUUUAUCUGAAAGACCACCCCCAGUCCCAAUAUUUCAUGAACUAAUGUGUAUAUUAUUUUUAAGGUUUCUGGGAAAACCUGGUAAAUCAUUGAAAAGCAAAGCACUAUUUAUAUACUGUAUGUUGGGAGCCAAAGUCAACUGUGCUAUUGUCCAUUAUACCCAGUGCUGCUACUAUUUAUUGAUAGUGUUCAAUCACUUGUUAGUAGGGUUAGUACUUAUAAAUCUCAAGCAACAAAUGUUUGUUGUACCUGUAAAUUAGAGUAGUAAUAGUAAAGCUGCCACUGGUGUAGCUAUUAUUCAUGAGUUUCUUUUGACUGACAAAUUUAAAGAACCAUUGAGAUAAAACUGACAUAAAUAAUACUGUACAUUUUAAAUAAUGUACUUGUAUGUGUGGCAGCUGCUGCACAGAUCUGUGCUAAAACGGAAGUCUCUUUUGAAGCUAAAGCACUGAGGGCACUAUUGAAGGUACUGCACUGAUGCCGUCCAGCCAAAAUGGCUGAUUUUAAUUUUUAUUUUGUGUUAUUUUCUUAUUUCAGUAUUGAAUCAUUUAGGGGCAAUUAUGUACAACACAUAUGAGCACUCUGAUUACAAAGUAAUUUAUACAUGAAUGUUGCCUUUGCUUAUAAGCCAGGGCAGUUAUUUUUUUAUCUGUUUGAGCAUGCACUUAAAAGUCCCUAGCUUUUAAGAAAGCCAAACAAUCACUGGUAGUGUUUAGUUGACGGCUGUGAUAUUGAAAUAUGUGCUUUGUAUUAAUGGUAAUAAUGAAUUCGCUGUGAUGACACAUCAAAAUCACUGCGUUGUUGAACCAGAAUCUGUAAAAAUAAUAUGAAAAUUGUUAUUUAUGUAUGUACAGUUUGCUAAUGCUGACUCUUUGAAAUAAAACUUGAAAUAUUUAC